AAUACCUUUGUUUUUAAAUACCCAUUCUUACCGGUCAAAUGUUUACUCCCAUCGUUAUCGUUAGUCGUACAUUAACAACUGCUGUAAGAUGCAAACGGCGAGUUGUAGUCACAGGAAUAGGAAUAGUAAGUCCUCUUGGAAUUGGUGCACAAAAUGCCUGGCAAGCUCUCAUUAACUCCAAGUCAGGUAUUACGAAAUUAAGCAAACCGGAGUAUGAAAAAUUACCUUGUAGAGUCGCUGCAUUAGUACCAAAAGGAGAUGGACCUAAUCAAUUAAAUAUUGAUUCUUACUUUUCAAAAAGUGAGUUACGCACAAUGUGUCCUGCUACUGCAUAUGCAUUAAUUGCUACAGAGGAGGCAUUAAAUGAUGCAAAUUGGAAACCAGAAGCUGAAACAGAUAAACAAGAUACAGGAGUAGCAGUAGGGAUUGGAAUGAUAGAUUUGGUAGAUGUAUGUACAACAUAUGAAGCUUUAAAGAAGGGAUAUAACAAAGUCAGUCCAUAUUUUAUACCAAGAAUAUUACCAAAUAUGGCUGCUGGACAGAUUAGCAUUAAAUAUGGCUUUCGUGGACCAAAUCAUUCUGUAUCAACAGCAUGUGCAACUGGAGCACAUGCAAUUGGUGAUGCAUCUCGUUUUAUUCGUGGUGGGGAAACAAGUGUAAUGGUAUGUGGAGGAGCAGAAGCAUGCAUUAGCCCUCUUGCUAUAGCUGCUUUCUGUAGACUUAGAGCAUUAAGCACUAAUAAAAAUGAUUUUCCAUAUGAAGCAUCAAGGCCGUUUGAUAAAGACAGAGAUGGGUUUGUAAUGGGAGAAGGUGCUGCCAUAUUAGUAUUGGAAGAGUUAAACCAUGCACUUGAAAGAAAAGCUAAGAUUUAUGGAGAAGUAUUAGGAUAUGGGUUAUCUGGUGAUGCAGCACAUUUAACUGCACCCAGUGAAGAUGGUACUGGUGCUAUACUAGCUAUGGAUAGAGCUGUAAAAGAUGCUGGUAUAGAAACUGUAGAAAUUACUUUUAUCAAUGCCCAUGCAACCUCUACUCCUUUGGGUGAUGCUAUUGAACUAAAAGCUAUAGAAUCAUUUCUAGGGCAACAUAGUAAAAAUGUCACUGUGUCUAGUACAAAAGGUGCUCAUGGUCACUUGCUGGGAGCAGCAGGAAAUUUAGAAGCUAUUUUUACUAUUCUAGCAAUAAGAGAUGGCAUAAUCCCGCCAACAUUAAAUUUGCAUAAUUUAGAUGUAGAAACGAAUUUAAAUUUUGUUCCUAAUGUAAAAAAGAGCUGGAAUUCAACUUCAAAGCGGGUAGCUCUAAAAAAUGCUUUUGGUUUUGGAGGGACAAAUGCGUGCUUAUGUUUUGCACAAUACAACGAAUAAGCGCAUUACUACGAAACUACGAUACUUCUGUAAAUCAUAAUAACAAACACAACAUAACAUGAACUAGUCAUUCCUCAAUGUACAUUAAUUAAUACAUACACUGUAUCUGCAAGAAACAUAUGCAUAAUUUUACUCCUUUAUGGUGAUAUAAAAUAAUAUUAAGCUAGGAUAUAAUAACUCAAAUAUUUUUUAAUAUUUUUGUGUAGCAUACGACACAAAACUCAUGUAAUAUAUUAUGUAAAGAAAAACAUUUUUAUAUUAUGUAUUAUUUGUAAAAGAUUGUACAGAGAAAUGUAAUUU
Molecule: messenger RNA, 1661 nt
Organism: Osmia lignaria (orchard mason bee)
Lineage: Eukaryota; Metazoa; Arthropoda; Insecta; Hymenoptera; Megachilidae
Product: 3-oxoacyl-[acyl-carrier-protein] synthase, mitochondrial
Biological process (GO): fatty acid biosynthetic process
Cellular component (GO): mitochondrion
Molecular function (GO): 3-oxoacyl-[acyl-carrier-protein] synthase activity
Source: RefSeq, a predicted model, not a curated record